AGAAAAAAUAAAUAAAGUUUUUAUGGUACAUGUCUCCACGCUUGUCUCCGGACUCCGGACUCUGGACCGUCUCUCACUCUAAUCUGCGCUAGACCGAAGAAAUAAGAUCUUUCUAUUUGGUGGUAUCCAUGACUGGAAAUCCCCUAUCAUCCGAGAUGGAGAUGGAAUCGCCGGAAUCUGGAAAUUCGACGAUCAAGCAGGUGGCUCUGACGGUACCGACUACCGAUGAUUCAAGCAUCCCCGUUCUGACGUUUAGAAUGUGGGUGCUGGGAUUAGUGUCUUGCGUCCUGCUGUCCUUCCUGAACCAGUUCUUCUGGUACCGAACAGAACCCAUUUCAAUCACAGCGCUAUCUGCUCAGAUAGCUGUGGUUCCUCUGGGACAUUUAAUGGCGUCGACGAUCACGAAACGUGUGUUCUUCAAGGGUAGCCGAUGGGAGUUUACUAUGAAUCCUGGUCCCUUUAAUGUCAAAGAACACGUUCUGAUCACCAUUUUUGCCAACGCGGGAGCAGGGACUGUUUACGCCACCCACAUCCUCAGUGCCAUUAAACUCUAUUACAAGAGGAAACUCACCUUCUUUCCUGCGCUUCUUAUUAUUUUAACAACCCAGAUUUUAGGUUUUGGAUGGGCUGGGAUGUUCCGGAGAUAUCUAGUGGAACCGGCGGAGAUGUGGUGGCCCAGCAAUCUUGUUCAGGUCUCGUUAUUCAGGGCUUUACACGAGAAGGAGAAAAGGCCACGUGGUGGGGUUACGCGUACCCAAUUCUUCCUGAUAGCCUUGACAUGCAGCUUCGCCUACUACCUCCUUCCCGGCUACAUUUUCCCCAUGUUAACAAGCUUGUCAUGGGUCUGUUGGAUAUUUCCCAAAUCCAUUCUGGCCCAACAAAUUGGGUCGGGCCUGGAGGGACUUGGGAUUGGGGCCAUCGGUCUCGACUGGUCCACCGUGUCCUCUUACCUUGGCAGCCCACUUGCUAGUCCUUGGUUCGCCACUGCCAACGUAGCCGUGGGCUUUUUCAUCAUCAUGUAUAUCAUAGUCCCUAUCAGCUACUGGUUGGACGUGUACAAGGCCAAGACCUUCCCCUUAUUCUCAUCCGGACUCUUCACAUCAAAGGGUCAGAAAUACAACAUCUCAAGCAUCGUCAACUCCAAGUUCCACAUCGACCUCGACAGCUAUGAGCGUAACGGUCCUCUCCACCUCAGCACCUUCUUUGCCUUCACCUACGGUGUGGGCUUUGCUGCACUUACUGCUACCAUCGUUCAUGUCCUCCUCUUUCAUGGAAGUGAAAUAUUGGAGCUAAGCAGAUCAGCGUUGAAGGAUAAGAAAAGGAUGGACGUGCAUACCAGGCUUAUGAAGAAAUACAAGCAAGUUCCACAGUGGUGGUUCAUGUUCAUCCUGGUGGUGGUCAUGGCAGCCACCAUCUUCGCUUGCGAGUAUUACAACGACCAACUUCAGUUGAGGUGGUGGGGUGUCUUGCUAGCGUGCCUCGUUGCCUAUGUCUUCACUCUCCCCAUCGGCGUCAUAGCUGCUACCACCAACCAGGCGCCAGGUUUGAACAUCAUCACAGAGUAUAUAUUGGGUUACCUGUACCCUGGCCGUCCAGUUGCUAACAUAUGUUUCAAGGUGUAUGGCUACAUAAGUAUGACUCAGGCCCUCACCUUUAUACAGGAUUUCAAGCUUGGCCACUACAUGAAGAUUCCUCCUAGAGCAAUGUUCAUGGUCCAGAUGAUAGGUACCGUUAUAGCUGGAUUGGUAUACUUGGGAACUGGAUGGUGGCUUAUGAUGACCAUUCCCAACCUCUGCGACACGGCCGUGCUGCCUGAUAACAGCCCAUGGACUUGUCCGAUGGACCGUGUAUUCUACGAUGCUUCCGUCAUCUGGGGGCUGAUUGGCCCUCGUAGAAUAUUUGGAGAUCUGGGUUCCUAUGCUGCGGUCAAUUGGUUCUUCCUAGGAGGCGCCAUUGCUCCUCUCCUUGUUUGGGUUGCUCAUAAGGCCUUCCCUAACCAGAAAUGGAUUCGCCUGAUCAACAUGCCUGUGUUGAUAAGCGCAACAGGAAUGAUGCCUCCAGCCACCGCUGUCAACUUCACCACUUGGAUCAUCAUCGGCUUUCUCUCUGGUUUCGUUGUUUACAGAUAUCGACAAGAUUUGUGGCAGCGCCACAACUAUGUCCUCUCUGGAGCUCUUGAUGCCGGGCUUGCCUUCAUGGGGGUGCUCUUGUUUGCAUGCUUGGGCUCAAAAGAAAUAAGCAUUGAUUGGUGGGGAGCCAACCCGGACGGCUGCCCCUUGGCUUCUUGUCCAACAGCCAAAGGGGUGGUUGUUGAUCACUGCCCAGUUUUCUAGUUCAACAGUUAGAUUUCUGAAUAUAGAUUUUGGAUUUCUAGUUUAUCAGUUUGGAACAACUCUCUUAUUACUGUAAAUAGGUAAUGAUUUCUUUUGGAAAUUUAGGUGUUGGAUUAUCUCUUAUAACAUUUUAAGUUAUAGAAAUCCUUUCUUGAUGCUAUGCCAUC
Molecule: messenger RNA, 2500 nt
Organism: Nelumbo nucifera (sacred lotus)
Lineage: Eukaryota; Viridiplantae; Streptophyta; Magnoliopsida; Proteales; Nelumbonaceae
Product: oligopeptide transporter 7-like
Biological process (GO): transmembrane transport
Molecular function (GO): oligopeptide transmembrane transporter activity
Source: RefSeq, a predicted model, not a curated record